This is a messenger RNA of Populus trichocarpa (black cottonwood), 1580 nucleotides long. RefSeq names its product phosphoenolpyruvate/phosphate translocator 1, chloroplastic. Gene Ontology annotation, biological process: transmembrane transport. Gene Ontology annotation, cellular component: Golgi apparatus; membrane. The coding region runs from base 92 to 1336 and encodes 414 amino acids. Gene Ontology annotation, molecular function: antiporter activity. The record is from RefSeq and is a predicted model, not a curated record. The transcript is spliced from 9 exons. NCBI's taxonomy places the organism in Eukaryota, Viridiplantae, Streptophyta, Magnoliopsida, Malpighiales, Salicaceae.
AACACAACUCUGAAAACACAGAACUCUCUCUCACUCUCUCUCACUCUCUCUCCCCUUCCGUGUCUCUGCUGGCUCCUUUCGGAUCUUGAAAAUGCAGAGCACAGCCUUCACUCCUUCUUCUUCCUCAUCUCUUUCCCCCCUCAAACCACGACGCCUAGUUGCUAACCCUAUUUAUUCACUCCCUUCCAGAUUCGAUCCGAUUCGCGCUUUCUCUUCUUCUUCUUCGAAGCGACACGACCCCGACUCCAACAAUGUCGUUUUCCCUCGCCGAUCAUGGUCCUUGUCUUCAGCUUCCAACUCCUCUCUUUCGCGGCCGUGGAAUCCCUUGGUCUCUGAGCGUAAAAUGGAGCGUUUUGAGGUGAAAGCAACGGCGGUUCCAGAGAGUGCUGGUGAGGGAAAAGAGAAGAGUAGUUUGACCAAGACUUUAGAGCUUGGUUUAUUGUUUGGCCUUUGGUAUCUUUUCAAUAUCUACUUCAAUAUUUAUAACAAGCAGGUUUUGAGGGUAUUCCCGAACCCAGUAACUAUCACUGCAGCUCAGUUUACUGUUGGGACGGUAUUGGUAGCUUGUAUGUGGACUUUCAAUCUGUAUAAAAAGCCGAAAGUUAGUGGCGCGCAGCUUGCUGCAAUUCUGCCAUUGGCGGUGGUUCACACGCUAGGGAACCUUUUCACUAAUAUGAGUCUUGGGAAGGUUGCUGUUUCAUUCACGCACACUAUCAAGGCUAUGGAGCCAUUCUUCUCGGUUGUCCUCUCUGCUAUGUUUCUCGGGGAGAUGCCUACACUUUGGGUGGUUGGUUCCAUUAUACCAAUUGUUGGUGGAGUGGCACUUGCCUCAGUCACUGAGGCCUCUUUCAAUUGGGCUGGUUUUUGGAGUGCAAUGGCUUCUAAUUUGACAAACCAAUCUCGUAAUGUCCUAAGUAAAAAGGUCAUGCUUAAGAAAGAGGAAUCUAUGGACAACAUUACUCUUUUCUCCAUCAUAACAAUCAUGUCAUUUAUCUUAUUAGCCCCUGUGACUAUCUUCAUGGAAGGUGUCAAGUUUACUCCAGCUUACCUCCAAUCUGUUGGAUUGAAUGUUAAAGAGGUAUACACUAGGGCUUUUCUUGCUGCGCUUUGCUUCCAUGCCUAUCAACAGGUUUCCUAUAUGAUUUUGCAAAGGGUAUCCCCUGUUACACACUCUGUUGGUAAUUGCGUGAAGCGGGUGGUUGUCAUUGUGAGCUCUGUCCUCUUCUUCAAGACACCUGUGUCACCUAUCAACUCACUUGGUACCGGGAUUGCCCUUGCCGGAGUUUUUCUGUAUUCAAGAGUGAAGAGCAUUAAGCCAAAGCCAAAGACAGCUUGAAGUUCCGAGGAGAUUUUGCUGUUAAACAUGGGUCAUUAGAUGACAAUAUCAUGCUAUUGCAUUCAAGAACAUGUUUUUGUAGAUCAGGCCAGGAACUUGUUUAGGUUUUUUUAUCGGGUUGAUUUAUUCUCUUGCAGACACCCAGUCCAAAUUUUGCCUGGUGCAAGCAAGUUUGUUGAUCAGAAAUUCUAGUGUCUUGCUUCGUUAUUUUGUUGUCAUUCAAAUAACAACAGAGUUUUCGCCA